AUGGCAUCCAGACGUUCUAGAUAACCUAUCACUGCUCCUGAUAAGGGAUCUUUCCCACUUGAUCAUUUUCAUGAAUGCGAGGAACAUGCAGUACUUUAUAACUCAUGUCUCGAUAAGCAUUAAUUGAUGCCUAAAAGAUGCCAGAAAUUCUAAAUUAAUUACAUCGAGUGCAGGAUGAAGCAUGGGUUGAUGGGCAAAGAAAAAAUUGAGAAUUUGGGAUAUUCAUCUGUUAAUAGUUGGGAUAGCGAAGAAAAUAAAAAGAAGGAGUUAUUCAAAAAGUUAGUUGAGAUAGAUAAGAUGGCUGAGAGAAAUGUCAGAAGAAUGAGAGGUCAAGAAAAUCCAGAUAAUAAUUUAUACUAAUCUUAUAAUUUAAAAGAUAAAAUGUCAACUGAUUCAAAUAUUACCCUAUAUGUUCAUGUGAUUCCUCAAACUACAUUACUCAUACAACAGACUAUCAAGUUGAAUCUAAGUGAAGAGCAUCUUGUCAAUGAUCUGAGAAUCAAGGAUGGGAAUAAGAUUUAUGCGGUAAGAAGCUUCUCUACAUCCGAAGAAGGCCAAACUAUUCCAUUAAAUAGAAUGCUAAGUUCUUUCUUUGAAAAUCAUUCAGAUGUCUAUUGCUCAGUAGAUAUCUCAGUAGACCCCAAGAAGCAUGUAAAGCCCAUCGAGGUGAAACCUGUCUAAAAGGCAGUAAAUGAUAAAAAAGUUUCUGGAAUUAUUUCAGCUGAUAAGUUAGUUACUAUGACCAAGUACUCAUUCUAUGAGUCUGGCAAAAACUGGGUUAAGGUACUCCUAGAAUUUAAGGAUAUUAAGAAGCAUGAUUAAGAUAAGAUCAAGAUUGAUUUCUAAAAAAGAACAUUUUCUCUAAAAAUCUUCGAUUACAAUGGAUAAAACUACUUGUUCUCAGUACCAAAGCUUUAAUGUUAUAUCAUUCCCGAGUAAAGUACAAUUACAAUCAAGAAUGACAGUAUCCAAAUCAAUUUGAGAAAAGCAAAAGAAGAUGAUAACUGGUGGAGUCUCUUUAAAACUAAGGCAGUUGGAGAAACAGAGAGUGAUUGA
Messenger RNA from Stylonychia lemnae, 1056 nucleotides. NCBI's taxonomy places the organism in Eukaryota, Ciliophora, Spirotrichea, Sporadotrichida, Oxytrichidae. The record is from the annotation of a GenBank genome assembly.